GUCGUUUCAGUCGCGUUUCAGACGUCAGCUAGGUUGAACGUAGUUUUCUUUGUUCGUACUCCCACACCCACCCAGGUUGCAAAUCGCGCGCAAUUUUCCGUUUGUUCUCUGUUCGUGGGAAAAUUCAUCAAACGUUACGAGAGUGCAGAUUUGAAUAUCUUGUUUGGUAGUGAUUUUAAGUGCGUGUUAUACACAGCGUGUGAAAAAUCACCUUGUGAUUUGCUCGUGAAACUUUGGAUACAGUCACAGAAAUUGUCACACUUACGUUACGCUACUGUGGUGUGAAUGUUUUGAUUUGCAGUUCAAAAAUAUACAAAAAUAACCAGUUACCGUCUGCGAGUGCAAUCGUUGCUGAUCGUUUGAUUUCUGUCUGCUUGCUCGACCAGCCUCAGUUGGAGACAGAAGAGAAGUACAAGGAUACGGAUUCCAGUGACACCGUUCGAAGAUUUUGUGAGAUACAGCUUCCCGUUGGUGAGACGCAAAUUAAGCAAGCGAUUAUUAUGGCCAAGUACGGAGCGCUGCUUUUCUUGUCUGCAUUCCUGAUGGUUGCGGCGUUUCAGCAAGUCGAUGCGCUAAGAUGCUGGCGAUGUUCGUCCGAUGCGUCGACGGCUGCCUUCUGCGAUGACCCAUUCACGCAGGACAUCAUCACCGAGCAGCAGCGGCGCUGGAGUUUCGUGGACUGCAGCUACCCGCCCGGAGCGGGAUCGUAUCCGUUCAACCAGCAGCAGUCCCAGACGCGGGCCGUCUGCAAGAAGAUGAAGCAAAUUAUUAACGAUCGCGUGGUGGUUUCCCGUUCGUGCGCCUGGGAAGAUGUCAAUGCUGCACCGAACAGCUGUAUCAACGCUCAGACACCGUCCUACAUCCGAACGGAAUUCUGCGAAACCUGCACUACCGAUGGAUGCAACGGAGCGUCCCAAUAUGGCCCCGCCGCAGUGAUGGUGCUGCUAAUGGCUUUGAUCGCGAAACUGCUUGCCUGGUAAGCAGGCAAACCCGCCACUGAUGACCAUCCCUCCCAUUUUAAUCAGUUUUGAACAUAAGCUUUAAAUCUAGAUCCGAUCGGAAAACACACUUUUUAGAGCAAAUCGAUCCGACACCAACGUUGCCUUAAAUGUAUUUCGAACGACUUUUAUGAAUAGUAGCUAUUUAUUGCAUUCUUAGUCACUUUACUUGACAGUAGAUGUACCAUAUCGAACAGCUAUCAAACUAAUCGAAAUAAAUAUGUAGCUUUCACAGUGUUCCCUGUUAUAAAUCAACGGUUAAAGGCUUUGAAUAUGCUUGCUUGCAAGCAUACACACAUACCAAAUACGAAUACAAAUGUACAAAAUGUAAAACAUUACAUCACACUCGAUUUCAUGAGCGAUAAAAUUAUUUGCACCUGUCUGCAGUAAAUGACAAGAUCGGAAGAAAAUCUGUUAUUUGUUAUUAUUAUAUAUUUGCUAGAAGUACCAGCAACUGAAUGUCGUUCAACUUAAUUCUAACAGUAAGUAGCACCAUUUUGGGAUAUAUGAAACUAAAAUCAAAACUUUUCACAACAAAGGUCUUACUUUACCAACCGGUGGUUAUCUAGAAUAAGAACUUUCCAUGUACAUAAUAAUUAUAAUUGAUAACGAUAAAUUAAAAUAAAAUAAACUUGUUUCUAAAAGACCAA
Messenger RNA from Armigeres subalbatus, 1648 nucleotides. RefSeq lists its product as uncharacterized. The coding region runs from base 501 to 980 and encodes 159 amino acids. Gene Ontology annotation, biological process: positive regulation of voltage-gated potassium channel activity; regulation of synaptic transmission, cholinergic; sleep. Lineage: Eukaryota; Metazoa; Arthropoda; Insecta; Diptera; Culicidae. The transcript has 3 exons. The record is from RefSeq and is a predicted model, not a curated record.